GCCGAGCCCGAGCCAGUGCCGGAGCCGGAGCCGAAGGGGCAGGAGCUAGGCUUGAAAAAGCACCCCCAAGCCUCCCCAACCCAACGCUGCCGAGCUGAGCAGCAGCCGGAGGCGGCGUGGAAUCGAAGCGCUUUCGCUGCCCGUCUGUGUGCCCGAGCUGGGAAAAUGGAGGCUGUGAUUGAGAAGGAAUGCAGUGCUCUGGGAGGGCUCUUCCAGACCAUUAUCAGCGACAUGAAGGGGAGCUAUCCAGUUUGGGAAGAUUUUAUAAACAAAGCAGGAAAGCUACAAUCCCAGCUUCGGACGACAGUAGUAGCAGCUGCUGCCUUCUUGGAUGCGUUUCAGAAAGUGGCUGACAUGGCUACCAACACACGUGGUGGUACCAGAGAAAUCGGAUCUGCCCUGACCAGGAUGUGUAUGAGACACAGAAGCAUAGAGACCAAGCUGAGACAGUUCUCUAGUGCUUUAAUUGAUUGCCUGAUAAACCCACUUCAAGAACAGAUGGAAGAAUGGAAGAAAGUGGCCAACCAACUGGAUAAAGACCACGCAAAAGAGUACAAGAAAGCUCGCCAAGAGAUAAAAAAGAAGUCAUCAGAUACACUGAAACUUCAGAAGAAGGCCAAAAAAGCUGAAACUGUGGGAAGAGGAGAUAUCCAACCUCAAUUGGACAGCGCGUUGCAAGAUGUCAAUGACAAAUAUCUUCUGCUGGAAGAAACUGAAAAACAGGCAGUCAGAAAGGCCCUGAUUGAGGAGCGUGGCCGAUUCUGUGCCUUCAUUUCAAUGCUACGGCCAGUGAUUGAAGAGGAAAUCUCCAUGUUAGGGGAAAUAACUCAUCUACAGACCAUAUCUGAAGAUCUAAAGAGCCUCACCAUGGAUCCCCACAAGUUACCAUCAUCUAGUGAACAGGUAAUUCUAGAUUUGAAAGGUUCUGAUUACAGUUGGUCAUAUCAGACUCCUCCAUCUUCUCCCAGUACAACCAUGUCCAGAAAAUCAAGCGUUUGCAGCAGCCUGAACAGCGUUAACAGCAGCGACUCUCGCUCCAGUGGCUCACACUCUCAUUCCCCCAGUUCACAUUAUCGCUACAGAAGCUCCAAUCUGCCGCAGCAGGCUCCCAUGAGGCUGUCAAGCGUGUCCUCCCAUGACUCGGGUUUCAUAUCCCAGGAUGCCUUCCAGUCCAAAUCACCAUCCCCAAUGCCACCGGAAACUCCCAACCAGAAUUCAUCCAGCUCGGCCUCUUCAGAAGCUUCAGAAACCUGCCAAUCAGUGAGCGAGUGCAGUUCCCCCACCUCAGUCAGCUCAGGCUCGACCAUGGGGGCUUGGGCUUCCACAGAGAAGUUGUCUAACGGGUUUUAUCACUAUAGUUUACCAAGUGAGCCCCAUGUAGCAUCAGUGGGUGCAGGUCUUUAUCCUCAUUGCCUGCCUGCCUCCCGUCUGUGCCCUCGGGCGACCUCUGCCCUCCUUCCAGACUACGUUCAUUAUUACACCAUUGGGCCGGGCAUGUUACCGUCAUCUAAGAUCCCUAGCUGGAAGGACUGGGCUAAGCCAGGCCCAUACGACCAGCCUGUGGCAAACACCUUACAACGCCGCAAGGAAAAGCGUGAGCCUGACUCCAACGGAGGACCCCCUGGCAUUCCACCCGCACCUACCGAGGAGGCUCAGAGGCCUCGGAGUAUGACUGUUUCAGCUGCCACCAGGCCUGGAGAAGAGAUGGAGGCUUGUGAGGAGCUCGCCCUGGCCCUCGCCAGGGGCUUGCAGCUGGACCCCCAGAGGAGCAGCCGGGAUUCCCUGCAGUGCUCCAGUGGGUACAGUACCCAGACAACCACCCCAUGCUGUUCAGAGGACACAAUACCUUCACAAGUUUCAGAUUAUGAUUAUUUCUCUGUAAGUGGUGACCAGGAGACAGAACAGCAGGAAUUUGACAAAUCCUCUACCAUUCCGAGAAACAGUGACAUUAGCCAGUCCUAUCGCAGGAUGUUUCAGGCCAAACGCCCAGCUUCAACCGCUGGUCUCCCCACUACCUUAGGACCUGCGAUAGUCACUCCUGGUGUAGCAACCAUCAGACGGACCCCUUCUACUAAACCUUCUGUACGAAGGGGAACCAUCGGGGCUGGACCUAUUCCUAUCAAGACUCCUGUGAUUCCCGUCAAAACCCCAACUGUCCCUGACCUACCAGGUACACUACCAAGUCCUCAGGGAGGGCCUGAGGGGCAUGGAGAACACAGCCCAGAGUCACCCUCUGUGGGUGAUACCACCCAGGGUGGCACUAGCAUGCCCUCCUCCAUGUGGAGUGGUCAAGCCUCUGUCAACCCACCACUGCCAGGCCCGAAGCCGAGCGUCUCGGAGGAGCAGAGACAGAGUGCUCCGGAAACAGAGGAUGACGAAACAGAAGGGGAUCGUUCAAGUGCCGCUAGCUCCCCUGGCCAGACCCCAGAGUGCAGCAACCCAGGAGAUCUGAGCCCCGGGGAUACCCUGCAAGGGGAAGAUAUGCUGAAUGCCAUUCGCCGUGGUGUAAAACUGAAGAAGACACUGACAAAUGAUCGAUCGGCCCCUCGUUUAUCUUAAGGUUUCUAAGAAUAUACUGCCAGGGUUCUAAUGAAUGGAAAAUGAACUGUUUAAUAAAACCUUAAAUUUGUUUUGAUUCAUUCCAAUCUAUAAUCAAACAAAAGAUUUUGUAGGAAACUCAAAAUCAGAGCAUUGUUUUGAAAGUACUAUAUAUCAUAAAACACAGAGAAUUAAAAACACAUGCAUAAGUAACCAUCAUAAUCUUUAUUGGUGUUUUAAUUUGUAAAUAUCGACAACUUUCUGCAUAUUUUUGUUCUUAAGUUUCCCUUUUAAUUUUUCUGAAGGUGCCAAAUCCCAUAACUUUUUUAUAAGCCUUUGUAAAAUUUUAAAUGCAUAACUGGGGGAGGGGGGGUUGGGGAGAAUCAUAAAGUAGCAAACUUCAGCAAAGGGAUUAAUAAUUGGCUUUUUUGCAAGCUUUUGUAGAUGCAUUGUGAUAGUGUGGAUUCAAUAAAUUGGACUUAUUUUAAUGUACAAAUAAAAUGGGUAAUGAACAUGGCCUCAUUUAAGUAUGUUUUGUGUGGAAAAGCAGAGUAACUAGAUGAAAAGCAAUAUAACAGAUGAAAUAAAGCUGGAAAUGAUAGGCUGUGUUGGGCUGAGGGGGGAGGUAGGGUGGGAAACACCAUUAACAUAGUGGAUGCUGUUCCCCGAGAGUAGCCUAGUAGGUUGAAUUACUGUUAGCUUCAUGGUAAAUGCAUCCGAAGCCAUACUGGAUUGCAGUGUUUGUUUAGGUAGGGUGUUUAGGGACUUCACUGUUCUUUUCCCGUAUUUCCUCUUGACCCCACACAGCAGCCUCUCCUAGUCAUAUGCAUGCUGCUUCAAUAGUGUACUUAGAUUGAUUUACUCAGUUUCUCUUCUGUCGUGUUCAUGCUUUCAUUGAGUCCAAAUACAUCCAAAAGGGUAAGGCAGUUUUUAACAUGUGAAAGCAUUUAAAAAUGAUAGCAGGGAGUUCUUAGGUAGAGUAUCAAAUGCCUUUUAUGUACAAGUGCCCAGCAGGCUGGGUACAUUGAGAAGCCCAAAUAUUUUGAGGAUACUUGAGUGGAUUUAGCAAGGGUAACCAGCUUGGAGUUUAGCAACUUGCAAAAGGGUGUGUUCUAUUUCAGGGGGCUUGUUUUUCUUAGACAGUGAAUUGGCUUCAUCCUGAAUACUGAAAAGGAACAAAGAUGCAUAGUCACUGGGAGCCUGACCACUACACUGUCUUUUUUGUAUUCUGGGUGAUAUAUUUUUUGGGAAUGUUCUUUCUUAAUUAAAAAAGACUUUUUUGAGUUUUGUUUUGUUUUUCAAGUGAAACCAAUUUGCUGUAAUAACCAUCUUUUAAAGCCAGCAAGGUAUGCAGAACUCAGGGGGCCACAGGAAAAGGGGUUUAAGACUGGGUUGGAGGCAAAAGAGGCUUGUCAGUUAUUCAAGUUGCACACUUGGAAACUGUUAACAGUUCACCAAAUGAAGUUCUCAAAAGGGGGCUGCUGGUUUCCACCCAAAUGCUGCAGCUUUUGUUGGCUCCAAUAUCUGACGACACCAUCAUAUGCUUUGAUACAUUACUGCAUUGGAUGUAAGACUUAAUGUAUUUGUACAGUCACUGUUCUAUAAUAACACUUUACACUGCUGUGAUUGCUUCUGACACUUUUAUGUUAUGGCUUAAAGCAAUGGCAUGUUUAUUAGAAACUAUUUAAACUUUACUUUCUUUGAAAAACAAGCUCCUUAUUACAGCAUAUAAUCAACAGUAGUGCCUGUGGUUCUAGCCCACCAAUCUUGAUUGAAUAAAAGUAGCUGAUGCAUUGUGCAUAUGAUGCUUGAUAGGUUUUGCUAAAGCAAAAACCAUUGCAAGAGAAUGAACAUAGUAAAGUGGUAUUUUAAACCUUGGAAAUGAAUGGAUGUAACUGUACUGGAGUACAGCUUUUCACUUGUUUAGUUCUUAAACGUUAGUAUAAUCUGAAAAAAAAUUUAAUAUAAAAUGUUGCCAAAUUCAACGUAGAAAGAAUGUGACAAAACACUUCGGAUAGUUCUACUGUUUUGUGUUUUUGCAUAUUGUAAAAGCAGUGUCACAGCUAAAAAUUUUAAAAAUGUUUCUAAUGGUAUAAAUUAUUGUUCUUUAGUUGCUAGUUUGUACUGAGAGUUGACCUCUCCCUGUGCAGAUUUUUGUUUUCAACUGAUAUAAAUGAACAGUUGCUGUAUUGUGUCACUCUUUUCCAUUGUAACAAAUGCUUCAGAAUACAUUAUAAAUAAAGAAUGGCUAGAAAAA
Messenger RNA from Vombatus ursinus (common wombat), 4795 nucleotides. RefSeq names its product metastasis suppressor protein 1. The record is from RefSeq and is a predicted model, not a curated record. The transcript has 17 exons. Gene Ontology annotation, molecular function: phospholipid binding; actin binding. Gene Ontology annotation, cellular component: actin cytoskeleton; cytoplasmic side of plasma membrane. Gene Ontology annotation, biological process: adherens junction maintenance; positive regulation of actin filament bundle assembly; plasma membrane organization. Lineage: Eukaryota; Metazoa; Chordata; Mammalia; Diprotodontia; Vombatidae. The coding region runs from base 166 to 2559 and encodes 797 amino acids.